Molecule: messenger RNA, 1770 nt
Organism: Hibiscus syriacus
Lineage: Eukaryota; Viridiplantae; Streptophyta; Magnoliopsida; Malvales; Malvaceae
Product: probable protein phosphatase 2C 52
Exons: 7
Coding region: 300-1721 (473 amino acids)
Biological process (GO): protein dephosphorylation
Molecular function (GO): protein serine/threonine phosphatase activity
Source: RefSeq, a predicted model, not a curated record
AGCGCACCCAUCUCACUGGGAUUGUAAUUAUUACCAUCACCUCUCUCUCCCUCGUUUUCUCAUCUGCCACAGAGCCUGAACUUCUGCAAACACACAAGCACAGCUGGUUUGUCAGCUUCAAUGGAUUCCAUAUGACCAAGUGUUGAAAGAUUCCCAGUUUCAUUACAUUGAGGUGUGGUCUGAUGUGUGUGGGAAUCUUUGGUGUUUUAGUAUUCGGUUUGGCUGACAUUUUCCAGCGACUUCAUACAGUUUUCACGUGAGAUCUGUUCUGCGAUUCAUUGUCUCUCGGAGUUGACGAAAUGGGGGGUUGUGUCUCCACUAGUAGCCGGAGUAAUUGUAGCAACAGGAGCCGCGGGGAAGCGGUUUCUCCGACGUGUUUCGGUUUCGGCUGUUGCAGAUCGAAGAGAGCUAAGAGAACAUUUUCGGAUCAUGUUAUCGGAUUGCAGCAUUCACCAUCAGCCCCCAACAGGAUAUUCACUAAUGGGAAGAGUAGAAGCUCUUGCAUAUUCACUCAGCAGGGUCGCAAGGGAAUAAACCAGGAUGCCAUGAUUGUAUGGGAAGAUUUCAUGCCGGAAGAUGUGACCUUUUGUGGUGUAUUUGAUGGCCACGGUCCACACGGUCAUCUCGUUGCUCGCAAAGUGAGAGAUGACCUUCCGCUUAAGUUGCUGUCCUCUUUGCAUUCUUGUCGGUCGAGGCAAAACGGGUCGGGGCAAACGUGUUUCAAAGGGAGUUUGGAGAAGAAAUCGGACGGUGGGGAUUCGGAGAAGGAAGUCUCAGCAGAGGAGAGAUUAAGUUUGUUAUGGAGGGAAGCAUUCAUGAAGUCAUACAAGGCCAUGGAUAAAGAGCUAAGGUCCCAUUCUAAUUUGGACUGCUUCUGCAGUGGUAGCACAGCAGUCAGUAUAGUUAAACAGGGGUCCGAUCUUUUCAUGGGAUACAUUGGGGAUUCUCGAGCUGUCAUGGGAUCGAAAGACAAUAACGAUUCUAUGGUUGCAAUCCAAUUGACAGUUGAUCUCAAACCUGAUUUGCCAAGGGAAGCCGAAAGGAUUAAGAAGUGCAAAGGAAGGGUGUUUGCAUUGCAAGAUGAACCUGAAGUAUGUCGAGUGUGGUUACCAUUCGAUGAUGCACCAGGGCUAGCAAUGGCUCGAGCUUUCGGAGAUUUUUGUUUGAAGGAAUAUGGUGUCAUCUCCGUGCCCGAAUUUUCCCAUUGCAUACUCACAGAAAGAGAUCAAUUUAUCGUCCUAGCCUCGGAUGGGGUAUGGGAUGUAUUGAGCAAUGAAGAGGUAGUCGAGAUUGUAUCAUUGGCUCCGUCCCGAUCGUCCGCUGCCAGGAUUUUGGUGGACUCGGCUGCACGUGAAUGGAAACUCAAGUACCCUACUUCAAAGAUGGAUGAUUGUGCAGUUGUUUGCUUAUUUUUAGAUGGAAGAAUGGACAUGGAAUCGGAUUACGAGGAACAGGGCUUUUCUUCUGCAACCCUUCAGAGUUAUCAUUCCGGUAAUGCAGGUGAGUCCGAUGAUGGCGGAAACAAAUCAGAGCCGUGUUUGGAGAGGAAUUUUACGGUUAGAUCAUCGGAAGAAAGCGGAAGGCUAUGUCCCGAGGAGCUCGAAGGGGACGUGGAUACAGUUUCCGGUGAAGAUCAAAACUGGUCGGGUUUGGAAGGUGUUACUCGAGUGAACUCACUCAUACAACUUCCUAGAUUUUCCGGGAAAAGGCCAAACCAAUAGGUUUUGUAGUGUCUGUAACGAAACUGGACGGGUUUUAGUGUAACAUUUU